CAUCAGUUUGCAAAAAUAAAUGAAAUUUUACAAGACAUAAUGCGAAUGGAAUCAUUACAGAUUCAAGAAUAUUAUCAUUCAUAUCAACCUACAGAUGAUCCUAGAACAAAAAUGAGGAUGAAUCAAGAAAUUAUCGAUGAAUAA
Funneliformis mosseae is the source of this 144-nucleotide messenger RNA. NCBI's taxonomy places the organism in Eukaryota, Fungi, Glomeromycota, Glomeromycetes, Glomerales, Glomeraceae. The record is from the annotation of a GenBank genome assembly.